UACCCAUCGAAGAGGACACAGCCCUCAAAUCCAGCCAGUUAGAUUCUAAAUCAAAUAUUAUAAAUCAACGAUAUCUCUAUAUUGAAUCAUGGGAAUCAUUUGCCAAAUUCUAUUUCAUAACAAUACCCAUGGGGUUUACUAUGCCGGACAAACGAUUUUUGGUCAGGUGACGCUCAGCACGGAUACAUUGAGACAAGUCAAGGGCAUUUUUCUAAAGGUCAGAGGAUUUGCCGAGACCAACUGGACAGAGAGCAGGACGGACUCGAAUAACAAAUCCACCUCAGAGUCGUACAGUGGAUUCGAAAAAUUUAUGUCCAGCAAGGUGUAUCUCUUCGGUUCGAGUACCAGCGCUGAAUCCCCCUUUGAGCCUGGUACUAGGACAUACCAAUUUGCUUGCAAAAUACCCUCCCAUUGUCCCUCUUCGUUCGAGGGUAACAUUGGUCGUAUUAGCUAUAGGAUUGGUGUGAAUAUCGUCCAAUCCUGGAAGUACGACAGUUUGUUCUCUCGCGCUUUCACUGUUCUGCAAACAAAGGACUUGUUCACCUAUAAUUCUGUGGCACACGUUCCAGUGCAGGCAAAGUCCGCAAAGACCUUUGGCUUCUGGCCCUUCAAGUCGGAUCCCUUGAGUCUGGAGCUAACGCUGCCUCAAUCAAUCUUUUAUCCUGGCCAAAUGGUGCCCCUGUCUCUUUUGGUGGGUAAUGACAGCAACAUCAAGGUGCAGGAGCUAAAAGUGAGCCUGGCCAUGAUCGUCACUUACUUCAGCGACUUGGGUUGUGGCAGCAACAUGGAGCGCUUCUCCGUUGUGAAAAUGAGGUCCGAUGGCGUGUUGAGAAACACCCGAAAGCAAUUCGAAUUCCAGCUGCAAGUGCCCUCCACCCCGGCCACGUGCUUCCAUCUGUGUCGAAUCAUCAAGAUUGCCUACCAGAUCGAAGUGGUGGCCAAAGUCAAGGGAAUGCAUGUCAAUGCCACACUCUACGUGCCUGUGACCAUCUGUGGUGCGCCCCAAUCAGCGCACGCACGGCAAGCACUGACACAGGAGAAGGAGGACGAGGAGAAGCCCCUGGUGCCAGAUCCAGGAGCAUUGACUUUGAUUCCCAGCGAUUGCCACGAAUGUGUGGAAGGUGCUGCAGGUCCAAGUGCUCCAGUCAGUCCGUGGGAGGAGGAUCCUUCAAUUGCUCCUCCUAGCUAUUCAGAGGCCAUGCACAUACGUCCUGAUGCAGAGAAGUCCAAGCUAAUGUCAGCAGAUGCCGAACCCUUGGGUGGAUUGCCCUAUAAGCCUUUGUACCCUGUUUUUGAUUCCACAACUCCAGCAAAGGAGAAGCAGGAAUAUCAGGCAGAAGAGAAGAAGGAAGACCCCGCAGGAUAUUCCGAAGAGAAAAAGAAGUGAAGAAGCCACUUUUCAGAAGAAGAAAAUUGGAAAACUGAUACACCAAAUUCUAACAUUUUUCAAGGGUAGCCCCCCAUGAAGGAUUGUGUAUUUUGCACACCUUGAACAGGGUCUCUUUGUAUGAAAUGUGUACGAGAAUAAUUCAAAAUUGUGACAGAGAUAAGAUAAAGAAAUGAAAUGGCCUGGCCUGGCCAUUGCGGCUACCAAUAUAUGAUACAAUACGAGUAUAA
Molecule: messenger RNA, 1617 nt
Organism: Drosophila subobscura
Lineage: Eukaryota; Metazoa; Arthropoda; Insecta; Diptera; Drosophilidae
Product: arrestin domain-containing protein 17
Exons: 5
Coding region: 89-1387 (432 amino acids)
Biological process (GO): protein transport
Cellular component (GO): cytoplasm
Source: RefSeq, a predicted model, not a curated record